Molecule: messenger RNA, 963 nt
Organism: Strongyloides ratti
Lineage: Eukaryota; Metazoa; Nematoda; Chromadorea; Rhabditida; Strongyloididae
Product: Estradiol 17-beta-dehydrogenase 12
Exons: 1
Coding region: 1-963 (320 amino acids)
Biological process (GO): fatty acid elongation
Cellular component (GO): endoplasmic reticulum
Molecular function (GO): oxidoreductase activity
Source: RefSeq, a predicted model, not a curated record
AUGCUUUGUCCUUGUACACUUAAAAUUUUUGGAUAUGGAGCAUUGGGAUUUAUCUUAUUGAAAUUUUUUUUUAUUCUUAAACGUCUGUUUUAUCCAUUUUUUAUUGCAUCCCCAAUUAGUUUAAUCAAGAAAGCUGGAGCUAGAUGGGCUGUUGUAACAGGAUCAACAGAUGGUAUUGGUAAAGCUUAUGCUAUACAGUUAGCUAAAAAAGGUUUCAAUAUUGUUCUUAUUUCACGUAAUCCAACAAAAUUGCAAGAUGUCAAACAUGAGAUUGAAAAAAUUUCACAAGAUAUUGAAAUCAAAACAAUUGCUUAUGAUUUUACAAAUGCUUCAUUAAAUGAUUAUGAAAAAAUUAUAUUAAGUGAACUUAAAAGCCUUGAAGUUGGUAUUCUCAUUAAUAACGUUGGUUUAUCUUAUGAAUAUCCAGAUAUUCUUCAUAAGAUUGACGGUGGACUUCAAAGAAUAACUGAUAUCACUGUAAUUAAUACUCUUCCUCCAACAUUACUUACUGCUGCCAUUCUUCCACAAAUGGUUGAACGCAAAAGUGGUAUAAUUGUAAAUGUUGCUUCAUUUGCCGGGUUUCAUCAAAUGCCAAUGUGGGCUGUUUAUUCAGCAACAAAAAAAUAUGUCAAUUUUCUUACUGAAAUUCUUCAGAAAGAAUAUUCUAAUACGGGAAUUUGUUUCCAAGCUCUUAAUCCAAUGAUGGUUGCUACAAAUAUGUCUAAAGUUAAAAAGACAUCAUUUUUCACACCAUCUCCAUCACAAUACGUCAAAAGUGCUCUUAAUACAAUUGGUAAUGCUUCUAGUACUACUGGAACUUUUGCUCACCAACUUCAGGCAGAAAUUUUAGGAUUGUUACCAGAAUUUGUUCUUGAUUAUAUUUUUUGGUCUACAAGUAAAGUAACAAGAUCAAAAGCUUUGAAAAAGAAAGAAAGGCUUGCAGCUGAAGGAAAAAAAGACUAG